Molecule: messenger RNA, 327 nt
Organism: Apaloderma vittatum (bar-tailed trogon)
Lineage: Eukaryota; Metazoa; Chordata; Aves; Trogoniformes; Trogonidae
Product: AN1-type zinc finger protein 1-like
Exons: 2
Source: RefSeq, a predicted model, not a curated record
ACAGAAAGAAUUUACUUUCAGGUAUUUUUACCAAAGGGAAACAAAGAGAAAAGCAAACCCAUGUUCUUCUGCAGUAAGUGGAGUGUUGGCAAAGUAGUAGAUUUUGCAGCUUCCAUAGCAAGCCUUAAAAAUGACAACAACAAAUCAACAUCCCAGAAAUUGAGAUUAUGCCAUGCUGCCUCUGGAGAAGCCUUACCGUUUGAGCACACAUUGGAAACGUGGCUAUCUGAUAAAGACUAUCCAUUGUACAAUGGUGGAAAUAUCAUUCUGGAGUAUCUUGAUAAUGAAGUUCUGUUUCUAGAAGAUACAGAGUCAUACUUUAGUUAA